AACGCUUUCCGACAGAACAUGGCGACUUGCAUGUGAGGACGUUUAACAAGAAGUGGAUGACAGUGACAUUUAAUUGACAUUCAUUGCUGAAUGCUAUAUUGUUAUAACACAUGUUUUCACUUUCACCUUGGAUUUAGUGAGGAUUUGUUUGAACGUCUCAGGGGGUGACUUUAAAAAAUGGCGAUGCAAAGUGGAUCUGUGAUUCAAGAGAAGGUGGCCAAACUGUUGAGCAGGCAGAAUGGCAGACCCGUACUGAGACCCAUCAAACCUCUGGCGCUGAAAAAUGAGGUCGCGAACCGCAGGCUCCGGAAAGGAGAGGCCACCUGUGUCACGGAGAUGUCAUUACUGAUGGCUUGCUGGAAACAGAACGACUUUAACAACACAGUCUGCUCUAAAGAAGUCUCAACUUUCUACGCAUGUGUAGAAAAGACCCAGAUGCAGAACAAGGCCAAAGGAAAGCAGGGAGGUCAAGGUCGACUUUUGCCAAAGGAAGCCACAAACUUAUUGAAGCGAUAUCCCAACCUGGACAGUGAGAUCUAGGAUUACAGACAUAGCUUGGUCAAAAAAUUUAGUGUAUGACUGGGAGUGAGUGGACUAGCAAACUGAUGAGAACAGGGUGUGGAAAGGUUUUCUAAAAAGCAGCAGUGAAAUUGAGCAGGCAAAAAACGUUGUUAACAAAACUCAGACUCUGCCAAAUGCAGUUUGUCACAACCACAUCAGCAGAUGACCACAAAGCAAAUGAGCUGCAUUCACAAGGCUGUAAAUGCACUUUUGUUGAUUACUAGAUUUUACUAGCUACACUCCAAUAGGUCAUUCCAUAACAGUGCAAAGGAAGGAUCACUGGUCAACCCCAAAUCCAAAUACUUCACACUCUUAAUCCUUUUUGAGAGCCUGUAAUUUGUGUGGCAGUUUUUGGAAAUAUUAUUAGUAAUAUCUGUAUGUACCAACAUCAUUUCCUCAGUUAAUCUAGAUGUUAUUCAUUUGAUUGUGUUGGUGUUUCUAUAUUUCCCAUGCAUUAUUGAGCUGUGACUAAAUUCUCUUCCUGUGUCAUGCUCUGUCCAGCAGUAUAAUUUGUCCCAGCCAUAUUCAGUUAUCAGAAAAUGGAGAUCAAGGGAGAACUACGCAGUGCUGGGUCAUGUUACAUCCCAGGACAAAGUGUAUCAGUUUUGGCCAUGAGAACUGUACGAUAAUGACUGGAAUAAAUCUAAAUAACUCUUAUUAAACAUAUUAACUUACUAACUAUGUGUUCAUAUAUCUGGUACAGAGAGAUUAAAAGGAUAUUUUCCAGGUU
Myxocyprinus asiaticus (Chinese sucker) is the source of this 1291-nucleotide messenger RNA. RefSeq names its product coiled-coil-helix-coiled-coil-helix domain-containing protein 1-like. The transcript is spliced from 3 exons. The record is from RefSeq and is a predicted model, not a curated record. Gene Ontology annotation, molecular function: RNA binding. Gene Ontology annotation, cellular component: nucleoplasm; mitochondrion; mitochondrial ribosome. Gene Ontology annotation, biological process: mitochondrial translation. Lineage: Eukaryota; Metazoa; Chordata; Actinopteri; Cypriniformes; Catostomidae. Bases 178 to 540 code for a protein of 120 amino acids.